This is a messenger RNA of Eruca vesicaria subsp. sativa (arugula), 360 nucleotides long. Lineage: Eukaryota; Viridiplantae; Streptophyta; Magnoliopsida; Brassicales; Brassicaceae. The record is from the annotation of a GenBank genome assembly.
AUGGGCUUUGUUUUUUGCUUAUCCAUAUCAUUUCUAUUUCAAGAUGUAUACGCAAGUAAGCUCACACAGGUUAUCAUUGGAGAAGAGUUCAUGGAAAAAUGUGGUGAUCAUGGUGAUUUUGUCACAACCAUCGACAUGAAAGGUACUUACCACAUAAUGGCGCCUACUAAACAUCCAAUUUAUGAGAACUUCUGUGUCCAGGCUUUCAAAGCAAUGUUGACAGCAACUUCUUUAGAAGAACAGGUCAUUGAUCUUGGAGAGCUUAUGUCUCAGGCAGGUGAAACAGCGGUGGAUCAGGAGAAUAAGAUGAUCCUCCAAGGAAGGAGCCUGAGUAGAGAAGAAACACAAAACAAAGUAUGA